AAUAGAUCAUCAUGAAUUGUUGUAUAAAAGUCACGGAAUUGUGAUUUGAACAAUCGUUUCAACUAUAACUAUAAUAACAAAAUGAUGAUUCAACUCAUCACAGUAUCUCUUCUGCUUUUAGGAACACAAGUGUCAACACAAGCUUGCUUUCAUGGAGAUGUUCAAUUGGUAAACGAUAACAACGUUAACAACAUUGUCGAGUUCUGUUAUAAGGGGGAAUGGAGAAGGAUCUGUGUGUCUGCUGGUUGGGGCAACGUUGAGGCCAACAUUGUCUGCUCUCAACUUGGAUACAGCAAUCAAGGUGCUACGACCAGCAAUGUUAGUAUUAGUGAGAAUUCACCCUAUACGUUUUUGAGGUUUGUCGACUGUGAUGAAUCUGACGCUAAUAUUGAUGAGUGCUACUAUGAAGCUCGUAAUGGCUGUAAGAAUGUUGAUAAACAUGCAACAGUUCAAUGUUCAAGUGCUAAUUGUACUGACAGUGACAUUCGAUUUGUGGGUGGAGCUACUGACAACGAGGGAAAAGUUGAAAUAUGUAACGAUAGUCGUUGGAUAGCAAUUUGCAGCAACGGAUGGACUGAGCAAGACGCUGGACAGAUGUGCCAAAAGUUUGGAUUUGCUAGCAUUGGAGCUGAAGUGCUUGUAUUCAACCCUCGAAGAGUACCAACCAUCAACUGCACUAUAAGCAAUUCUGGCGACCUCUCUUGCAAUGAAUCAUGUGAUGAUGGCACAACAGACCUAGGGAUUCGUUGUGUCAGGCAGGAAGUUCUAGACCAAGAAAUAAGUGUAGAGUCGUCAUGUGGUGCUGAGUCAAGCACUACAGCACUGGGGGUAUUAGUUGGUUUGUUGGUGACUUUGCUGGUGGUCUUGUUGAUUGUUUGUGGAGCAAUGUGGAAUCGCAUAUCACAGAAAGAUAAACAAAUCUGUGUCUCGUCAGAAUCAAACACACUCUCAACAAUUCAACGACAACUCAACAACCCAGUAUACGAUACAAGCAUGGAACCACACAAUGCAUACAGCUCUAGUGGACCCACCUACCAACAAGUUGCCAAUGGCAAUCAACAAGACCACACCUACUCAAUACUGGAAUGCGAUCAGAAUACAAAUCGUCACUCAAAUCAGCUCAGUGCUAUAGACGAGGAACAGAAUUACCAUGUGGUGGAUAGUGGAAGGUGUGAGGGUGUGGAGGGGGCGGGCUUUGACGCUGUGUACAGUGAGGCUAGUAACUACGAAGUGCCAAUGUCAAGCAAAACGGACAGCAAGGUGUGGCUGUGUGAAGAGGAUUACUCCACACUCAAGCAUUGA
Halichondria panicea is the source of this 1302-nucleotide messenger RNA. Its product is annotated as scavenger receptor cysteine-rich domain superfamily protein-like. The record is from RefSeq and is a predicted model, not a curated record. The transcript has 6 exons. The coding region runs from base 82 to 1302 and encodes 406 amino acids. Gene Ontology annotation, cellular component: membrane. NCBI's taxonomy places the organism in Eukaryota, Metazoa, Porifera, Demospongiae, Suberitida, Halichondriidae.